Messenger RNA from Brienomyrus brachyistius, 7295 nucleotides. RefSeq names its product zinc finger and BTB domain-containing protein 7A-like. The record is from RefSeq and is a predicted model, not a curated record. Gene Ontology annotation, biological process: regulation of transcription by RNA polymerase II. Lineage: Eukaryota; Metazoa; Chordata; Actinopteri; Osteoglossiformes; Mormyridae. Gene Ontology annotation, molecular function: DNA-binding transcription factor activity, RNA polymerase II-specific; RNA polymerase II cis-regulatory region sequence-specific DNA binding; protein binding. The coding region runs from base 1731 to 3356 and encodes 541 amino acids. The transcript is spliced from 5 exons.
GAGCCUUUCAAGGUGGAUAGGUGCGUUUCGAGUAGCCUGACUGAAUUCCUGAAAUGGGGAGGUUUUCAAGUGUGUGAUGAAUGGUGAAGAACUGAAUAGUAAGGGCAGGGUAGGAAGGUAGGGAAACCUGAAGGAAAUCCCAGGUGUGAAGAUCGACUUCCAUGUCACGUCAUCAAGACACUUUAGUGAAUUAAAACCGAUGCAGUAAGACGCAUGACAAUUCGGUGAUAGUCAAGGUUUAGAUUAUAUGCUCAAGUUGAAAAUAGUCAGAUGCAAGUGUGUAGAAGAGGCAGAAAAAAUGCUGGGGGCCUUUCGGAAGACUUCAGGAUACGAAUAAAUUUUUUAGACUGGUCAUUAAGGACUUAAACUGAUGAGUAAUGGGUAUCUGUAUUAUGGGCAGGGAUGGUACACAAGUACGCAUUCACCUUUAAAAAUGAUACUUGCGACAAUCGAUUGCGGUAACAGUGUAAAUGCUUAUUUAUGUGCAUUUGCACUGCUGUGACAAGAAAGUACCUUGCAUUUUAACAUGUAUACCACAAAUGAAGUAGAGUGGCAUAUAAACAUUGAAAUGCAUUAUUUUUUCAUAUCAGCACAAAUGCAUAUAAAAUAAGUACGUAUUUGCAGUUACCGCAAUCGAUUGUUGCACGUUUCGUUUUUAAAGGUGAAUGCGUGCUUGUGUACCAGUUAUGUUCAUCCCUGAUUAUGGGCAAUAUUGGGUAAUGGAUUGCUGAACAUUAUUGCAUCGUUUUAAUGUCUUGUGGUAGCUUUCUGACUAAGCUAUAUUUUACAUGCAAACACAUGUCCAGGACAUUUAGAAGUAAGUUGUAGUGUUAGUGCAGUGAGUACACAGUGAGGUCUGAAGCCGGCUCUUCUAUACUCUUUCAUCUGACUAUUAUAGUUUUAUUAUGUAGCCCUAGUGUCCUUUGAGAGGUGUGAUUGAGCAGAAGGAGGAAAUCGAGGAGUUCUGUGGGUAUGGUGGGCUUUUCUGAAAAGUAAGAUGGAGGUGCAAAUUGGUGAGUCCACGUGGCUGAGCAGAAUGUGCCGAGGAAGCCGUGCUGCUGGGGUGGGACAUCAUGUUCUCAGGCCUUGGGGUAGAUGGGGGAGGGCAAUUAAUUACUCAACAUAGACUAGGAAAAUAGGAGGAGGAAAGAAUUACUGUGAUUUUACAGAUUUUGAGAGUCGAGGUUUUUCAAGGUCUUAGCCUGAAUGUUCCAAUAAUGACUCUUCAUCUAAAUUUGCCUUUGCUUUUCUUUUGUCUGGGAGUUUUAAAAAUGGAAAAUAUGUUUUUUGUAAAUGCGUGGUCCCGCGAUGAUGAUACUGGAGGGGUGUUUACAGCAGGGUGGGUGGCUGCUGAAGUGCUGCUCCUUUAAGAGCCAAGCUGUGUGCGAGAGUGGGAGAGGGAGGGACCUCGCUGCCCUCCAGAAAGCAGGAAGGGAGCCGAGUUGAGACUGCCACUGACGCCGUUUGGCUGGUGCACACGGACAUCCGAGCGGCACGCAACUGGGGCAGGAUAGAGCGCUGCUGAGGGGGCGAGCAAGACGGGCAGAGCCAGCCCUGGAGAGAGAACGGCAGAGUCACAGCAAGAUCCCCCUCGCUGCUGUUGCAGGUAGAAUGGGGUGGAAGCAAGAAAGGAAUCCCAAAAAGGAAACCGACAAGACAAGUUAACCGACGUAAGGACAUUUGCACAAGUGGUGGUUGCAGUCCGCGGUUUGGUGGCAGGCGGCUGGAAGAUGUCAUCGGGGGCAAGGGUCAGGAGUGGGCGAUGGGGUGGGGCGGGACCCAGAGAUGCAGGGGAGGGUCCAGUGGGGAUCCCCUUCCCAGAGUACAGCACGGAGCUCCUGGUCGGCCUGAACGAGCAGCGCCUCAAUGGCCUCCUCUGCGACGUGCUGCUCGUCACCCAGGGCCACGAGUUCCCCGCCCACCGCUCCGUCCUGGCCACCUGCAGCACCUACUUCCACCAGCUCUUCACUUCAGGUGCUGCCGCCGACCGCCAGAGCGUCUACGCCAUCGACUUUGUGCGUGCCGAGGCCCUGGCCACCCUGCUAGACUUCGCUUACACUGCAACCCUGACCGUCAGUCACGCCAGCGUGCAGGACGUGCUGAGCGCUGCUCGGCUGCUGGAGAUCGCCCCUGUGCGGGAUGUCUGCUGCCACCUGCUGGAUGCAAAAGUGCUCUCCCUGCCGGCUGGCUGUGAGCACAGCGAAGAGGAAGAAAUGGAGAAAGAGGAGCAGGCAGGAGCUGGUGAGGGAGAGCAAACAAAGAGACUCUGGGCACGCGAGUACCUGGAGUACUUCCAGAAGGGGGCGCACUGGCAGGGAAGUGCUGCACCAGAAUUCAGGGACGUGCAUUCGCUUCCUGCUCCAGCCAGCCCUCUGCCAUGUGCCCAACGUGAUGAGGUGCCUCAUGGACACCGCUCACCCCCAGCCCACCUGCUCAAGCCAGACCCCGAGGAGGAAAAUGAAAAGGAAGACGAGAGGGACACUUCGAUGUGGCAGAGGGCCAUCCAGGCUGGGGCUCCCUCCCUGAAUGGACACCAUUGCCCUCCAGAAGACCUCAAGUGUGAGGUGGAGCCAUACGGUGUAUCAGCUAGCGCACUGCUGCAGGAGAUGAUAGACUCUGUGAGCCGGAAGGAGUCGGCAGAUGGUGCGGAUGAAGCCACUGUGGACUUCUACCUGAACUACUUCAACAGUGUAGCGCGUAAGGGGGCCCAUGUGGCACAGGACCUGCUGCCCCUGUGGGCGACGCAGCACAGUGGGGGGAGUGGGGAGAAGAAGAUGAGGUCAAAGGCCUUCCAGAAGUGUCCCAUUUGUUCCAAGGUGAUCCAGGGAGCAGGAAAACUGCCCAGACACAUCCGGACGCAUACGGGCGAGAAGCCCUACGAAUGUGCAAUCUGCAAAGUGCGCUUCACCAGGCAGGACAAGCUGAAGGUCCACAUGCGGAAGCAUACGGGCGAGAAGCCCUAUCUGUGCACACAGUGCGGAGCUGCUUUUGCGCACAGCUACGACCUGAGGAACCACGCCCGCGGUCACACGGGCCUGCGACCCUACCAGUGCCCCCGCUGCUGCAAGACCUUCGUCCGCUCUGACCACCUGCACCGGCACCUGAAGAAGGACGGCUGUGACGGAGAGCCACCGCGCCGUGGCCGUAAGCCACGCCCCCGGGACCCCUCCUCUCUUCCUAAUGCACUCGGGCCCCGGGUGCACACUGGUGGCGGGAGGCGGGGCCUACGGGAGACGGUUCAGGUUGCUGAGGUGGAUCCUCUUUGUGGUCACGCUUACCCUCCCUCCACUCACAGCUCUCAGGUACGGGGCCCCUUGCAGGAGGGGAGGGGACACUGUCAAGCAGAGCCACGCUGAACCACAGCAAUCAUGAGUGAUAACAUGAGUGCUCCUCCAUCACCCAAAUCAGGGAGUCACACACUCUGCCAUUUCUGUUUAUUUUAUUUUCAUUUGUGUUGCUCUGAGCACAGGACUGCUGAGUGGCUCCUACCAGCAGGGGACACAACACUUUUGCAGGGGUUUGCAAAAAUCUAUGCAGGGAAAUCGUUUCUGAGGGCUGUUCCACAGCACAGAUCCCAGCGCAGCCUUUGAGUUUGCAUUACAAAAUGUGGCACAUUUCUAAUGCAUGGGAUUAAUGGUCAAUGAACAAAAAUUAUCAACAUACUUACAUACACACAUACAUGCAAGGAUACCUCAACCAAUCACAUAACUCCCUUAUUACUUUCCAGAGAGAAUCAACCAAGUGAUUCUAUUGUCUCUUACUCUAUACAAAAGAAGUAGGGACUUUUUGCAAAGACCACCACUGUCUCUCCACUGGGGGGCAUUAAUUCCUUUCUUUUCUAUGACUCCGGCCAAGCUGUUCUGUCUUAAUUCUUUAUUUUAUGCUCAUCCAAUGCUCUGGAUACUGUUAUAUGGUGCCGCUAACUUUAGUCUCUUUUUAAAUCUUUUCAAAACAUAUUUACCUUGCUUUGUUAGAGUACAGUGAGAGUAGGAUAGUAAAAAGCCAAACUAAUUUCUGCACAGGUUGAAAAAGGACCUUAAGGAUCCCUGGUAACACAUAACAGUCCCAAGGAGUGAAAUGAUGUGUCUAUUACCAGACGGAGAAAGAAAAUAAGUGUGAAAGGUUCCGCAGUUUAUGAUUUGGGUUUUAUCUGGCACCUGUCUGAAACCUGGUUUAAAACAACGUUCCCAACAUGCCCUGCCAGCUCUGUCUAGCUGGUUCAAGCCUCUAGCACGGACUCCCACAACAGGAAUUACGUGAUGCUGAAAGAUUUAUCAAGGUUCUUCAGCGGUCCCCUAAACUCCGCCUUCGUCCCUCAGCAGACAUAUUGCAUACUAUUGCACAUCUGUCACCCUGUGAGGACAGGUAGAGUGACAGCUAGACCCCUAUUCAUCCAUGCACAUCGUCUUUUUGGGCUGGACAAAGGAGCCGUUGUUCUUAUGGGCUCUUUGAAGAUGUGGCUGAUUUUCCCAAAAUGCUUUGCUGACACUAAGCGUGCUAAGCCCCUCCCACCAUGGGUUUAGACUCAGAUCAAGCAUUAAAAUAUCUCACUCUAAGCUACAAGUUACAGUCUGUGUUGCCGUGGAAUUAAUAAUAAUAGUCAUCGUAUUGCCCAUAUGAACUGUAUAAAGAUCGCAAGCACAACGUAUAUCUUAUCCUCCCUUUAGCGCCAUGCAACAAUUUGUAUAGACAGAAACCACUGGUAUUUUUUUUUAGUUAAUUCAUUUAACAAGCAAGAGUAUGGUGCACGUAGCAUCCUGCAGGGGGAGACAUUUAUCGACGUGUGGCUAAGACUGCAAUAAUGCGAGAAUAUUCGGAUACACAUAACAGAACUUGCAAAUCUAAAAUCAGAUGGAGGGAAGCAACAUUAUGGCUUUUCCACGUGAAACCCUCAAAGACCAUUACUGGAAGUUCUAAUUAGAACAUCAGAGGUUACAUAUGUAUGGAAACGAUGUAACAUAAUUAUAACAGAAGUAUUUCAAAUUCACAUAAAAAGAAACCACCAAGCAAAAUGGUGGUUUACUGUGACAGUAGGAAUUCAUUGUAGAAUAUCUGGUAUGUAAUUGCAGAUCACAGAAGCAACAUUUUGAAUAGUUGCAUGGAAGUAGGCUCCUUUGUGUACACAAGGGUUUCUCUGGUCAUGUCAGAAGGUGGACUGUUGUUCCAGCUGUCCAGUCUAAGACUGAUGCGACAUCAGUGAGAUGUUGAUGAGAAUGUGCCUUAAGUGGAGAGAGAACCAAAAUCCUCUUAGAGUUCCUUGAUAGGGAAGUUGAGGCAAGAGAACUCAUGAGUGUUCCAAAGAGUUUAGGUGGAUAUUUCUGAUAAUUUACAAAAUUUUACCAUUCAGAAGAAAUGAGAUGAAGAUUCAAUCCUGACUAAAUUACAUAGCUCAUUUAAGAAAAGAUCAUGUUGCUUAAAUAGAAAGUAGAUAAUAAUCCAUAAUUCCAGAUUACUGAUUUCUGAAUGACAAGGCACUUUGUAUUGUCAUACUUGGUUCCAUAAUCAUGAAACACAACAAGUUUAGCAUCAGAACUCUGAUAUCUGGACGGUAUGGGGUUACAGCAGGACUGGUAGCCUUAUGCUCACGUCUGAAUUCUGCUUACACUGUCUGUGAGUUUGCACUACGUUCAAUCGGGAACAAAUGUUUUGCACAAAUUAGCGAUUAUUAGACUUCGAGGGAAGGGGGAAAAUAUGGGGUUCUGUUGGAGAGUGCAGGUGCAGAAAUGCUCCAGGGAAGAAUUGAAUUGAAUUGAAUGGGUCCAUGUGCUGACAUGAUGUAGGGAAUGAACAGAGACGGGGUCCAGUGAUCACAAGAUGGUCUUCAGUGGUGGCCUUCAUUAAUAUCCUGCACCCUGUACGAUCCAUUACUCAUUUUGUGGUACGGUAGUUUGCUUCUGUAUGUUGAUGCGUAUAUUUUGUAUAAGACCACAGCAGAGCUUCAUUCUCAGAGUUGUUUUUAGAAGCCAUCAAAGGCUAGUUGGUUUGCAUGCCUGUCACACAAACUGCUGACCGCCGUUGCCGCUGCUUAUACAUCAUAUCCAACUUCCUGUGUUCCCUCCUGAUUUUCUCCUAAGUUUGGAAGGGUUAAAAAAUUGUCUUCCAUUAAAAAAAAGAAAGAAUACACUCUAUAACAAUAAUAAAUACUUGUUGGUGGCAGAGGUGCGUUACUCACCACAGAGGAUACAUUCUGCCUUGGAUUUUCACAUUUCUAAUUUGAAAGGAGCAAAAUUGGCUAGACGAGUGUCUUAAAGAUUCAUGCUUCUGUUCCUCAUUCCAAUCCUUGACCGCAAUGUCUGACUCUAGUGUGAGGGACAGGCUGAAUGAAUGCCGUAUUCACUUGCCUGUCCAGUGAACAGCGUGGCUCUGUGAUUGUGACGAAGCACUUUUUGCCAAAAGCCAUUCAAAUUUUUUUAUUAUUAUUGUUAUUCUCUUAGAUUUUUUUUUUGUACUGAUAUUAUUUGUAUUUAUAUACAAAAAAAUAUGGAAAUGUAUAAAAAAAAAAAAAAACCUGUAGAAGAUGAGAAGAAAUAGCUGCCUUGGACGUCUACCUUGUUGUUGCCCUAAGGCCACACCCACCACAUCUGCACCACGUGGGGAACAGCUACCACCUGCUUCUAGAAACACUGCCUCCCCAGCUACAGCCCAGAAUUAACGACAAAUCGAAAUCCAUCCAAUUCCGAGGGGCUAGCAGCACGUUAUUUCGAGCCCGAGACUCAGAGACUAUUGCUGCCUGUGGGUAGCCCUCAUGAUUCAGCAUCUCUAUUAGCGGUAGAUAAGUGACUGUAAGUCCAGGAUUCAUUUCCAACUAUACUGCCAAAAGCAGCAGGUCUUUCACUGACCAUAGUCCUGUGUGGACCCCCGCAGGAAGGAUCAUAAGCUUACACAAAACGCGCAACCUAAUAACAUCGGCAUAUAGAUGAAAGCCUCAUGUCUUUGGGCAUGCCCAGAUAUGCAGCAGCCUUUUAUAUGUAGUUGUAAGGAACCAAUAGAAAUGUAUGAGUACAAUCAGCGUGCAAAGCCAUGCUUCCACAGGCCGAAACAGGCUCACUGGGGAGGGAACGGCGAGUGGUCGCAUUUCCGUGGCCGCUGGAGAGAAUCUGUGGGUGCAGAGGAUUCCCCAUAUCUCAGACUGGGACAUCUGCUCCUACUAACAAAUACUUGUAUCUCUUGAAUUUAGUCAAAGUCUAUUGCAAAGGAAGGAUAGGGAUUGAAGAGACUGCAUUUUUGCCUAUGCAAUUAAAGACUGGUAUGUAUUGUGUAUGAGAAUACUAAACCAACAUACAUCAAAUCAUCAA